This is a messenger RNA of Gymnogyps californianus (California condor), 2221 nucleotides long. RefSeq lists its product as uncharacterized. Lineage: Eukaryota; Metazoa; Chordata; Aves; Accipitriformes; Cathartidae. The record is from RefSeq and is a predicted model, not a curated record. The transcript is spliced from 2 exons. Bases 1016 to 1924 code for a protein of 302 amino acids.
UAACCCACGACUGUGCAAACGAUGGAGCAGACGUACUCCAGCAGAGCGGACUUGAAAGACAUGCCAAUGGAGAAUGCGGACUGGGACCUGUUUGUAGAUGGUAGUAGCUUUAUGCGGGACGGAACGCGGAAAGCGGGAUAUGCUGUGGUAACCAUUAAAGAGGUAUGUCACUGUGAGCGCACUGCUAUCCCUGGACGUGCCUGUGCAUCAAUACCAACCCGGAGACUGGGUGUAUCUGGGGACAUGGUCAGAUGAACCGUUGAAGGAAAAGUGGAAAGGACCUUUCCUGAUCUUACUCACCACUUACACAGCUGUCAAGCUCGAAGGAGUCGCCCAGUGGAUACAUUACAGCGGGAUUAAGCCAGCCACAUCACCAGUAUGGACUGUCAAACAAAAAGGACCUUUACGCUUAAAAUUAACUUGGGAAUCGUGAAGUUAUGGGUUGUAUCUUUUGCAGUGCUGUCAGGAAGUACAGAGAUUAAUAUAGACGGAGAAACCAAUACAGACAUAGAUGAAAACUUAAUUCUAACCUUAAUAGUAGGAUUUGGUAGGAUGCAUAAUCUUACCACUGUAACAGCAUGUAUCCCAAUUCCUCAUUCGGCUAGUCAACCCAUCCCAUGGGGCAUUAUACCGAUAAAUUCGUCUUUAUUGGAGGAAUAUGAUAUCAUUACAGAAGCCUUUAAACAGGCUAAUGUUUCUCAUUACUUAGAUAAAGAAAACAUGUGUAGACAAAAAGGUAGUGAUGUUUUACAAGAUGCCACUUCUUGGAGACCAGGGGACAAUAGAACAGUAUUUGGGAGAGGCUCAAGUGCACAAUGUCCUGGUGGAUCACUCGCCUUAGAUACUGGGUUUCUGACAGCGGCAUUAACAGCCUCUGGUGGACAAGCUGCAGGACUAUUAAAUCUUUGUGUCACUAACAACAUAGUACCUAAUGUAACUACUACUCCAGAAUGUACUAACCUUAGGAAAAAAAAUCAGAACUUGGACCAGGCCUUUGGAAGGGCACUGGAAAUAUAUGGGAGAUGUAGAUUGGUGCUUUGAUUGGGGAGCAAAGGCUAUCCACAGCAAUAGCAAAGCUGAUUGGAGAUGCCCCAAUGUCCUAAAUCAUAGUAAGAUAUCGAUCCUAAAUUCUGCUUUGAUGAUGGAACAGUGUAAGAAACAAAAUUCUUUGAAUGAAAAUUGUAGACAAGAAAUUCCGUCCCCAGGUUACACGACAUGGGUCAUGUCGGAUGGAUAUUGGACUACCCGACUACAGUUCAGUGCAGUAACUAGACAAGUAACUUUAGGAUUAUUGACCCUAUGCCCCACAUGGAAAAAGAAUCCAAUCAAAGCCCAAUAUUGGGGACGAACUAAAAGAGAUACUGUAACAGAAAAAGACCCUGAUACCUGGACAGGACCCUCAGCAGCAGUACAACUUGAUUGGGGACUCCAAAGUUUCCUAUUACCAGGACUGAUGGCUUUAGAAGAUCGAAUGCUGAUAGAAAAUUUGACCUGGCAAGUAGAAACCCUGUUUAGAGCCACUCGGAAAGGAUUCCAGAUUAUUAACAAACAGGUCCAAGCUAAUACUAAAAUGACCUUACAAAAUAGGCUAGCCUUAGAUUUGCUUUUGGUCAAAGAACAAGGGGUGUGCGGAUACUUUAAAUUAGACAAAGAACACUGCUGUAUCCACAUCCCAAAUAUAACUGACAAUCUACAAGAACAGUUAGACAAAAUGAGAAAAGUAGCUGAAGACAGCAGAGCAAUCGGAGAUGUAGCAGAAAAUAGGUGGCUCAACAAAAUUCUCCAAGAAUUAAGCGGAUGGUCUUUAAAAGGAUGGUUAGCUACAUUGUUGGAAGGAGCAAUUUAUGUGAUUAUAAUUGUAGUUGUUAUAAGGAUCUGCAUAGGUUGUGUUAAGAAAACCCUUGAGAAAAAUAUAUGGAAGUAGUAAGAAAAUCUAACUACUUCCAAAGGGGGGAAUUAUUACCAAAGACUUAGACAAUUUGAUGAAGGGCCCCUUUGUGUAAAUUUUGUACAGAUAGAGCAAGCAGGCUUGCAUACCAGAGAUGAGCAAGUCUGCGUACCAAGGACAAGUAGGCCUACAUACCGAAGAUUAGCAAGUAACAACAUGUGAUAAAAGGGCAAGAUGUUCCUCAAUAUCGGUAUUGUACCCCCUGGCUCUGCUGACUGAAUUACAAAAUGAGCCAAACCUGGAGAAGUCCUUCGUAACUAGGGGAAAGGUGAA